Molecule: messenger RNA, 1695 nt
Organism: Aspergillus saccharolyticus JOP 1030-1
Lineage: Eukaryota; Fungi; Ascomycota; Eurotiomycetes; Eurotiales; Aspergillaceae
Product: transcription factor domain-containing protein
Exons: 5
Coding region: 1-1695 (564 amino acids)
Biological process (GO): regulation of DNA-templated transcription
Cellular component (GO): nucleus
Molecular function (GO): zinc ion binding; DNA-binding transcription factor activity, RNA polymerase II-specific; transcription cis-regulatory region binding
Source: RefSeq, a predicted model, not a curated record
AUGGCAUCCAUUGUGCGCCCACCCCUGCCAUAUGGAAAAGCAUGUGCCACCUGUGCACGCGCCAAGUGUCGCUGUGUUCCCCGGAGUGUGGGCGGCCGCUGUGAAAGAUGCUAUCGGCUGGGCAAGGAAUGUCGCUUCCCCGAAGGUCGUCGCAAGGUUCGCUCCUUAUCCAAGUCAGUUCAGAUAGAACAGAAACUGGAUGGGUUGAUGAUGCUGCUGACUUCCGGUCGGACGGGGCUGCCAACGCCGACUCCGCUUCCCGCCGAUGCUGAGGCCGAAACAGAGUCCGAGCAAGAGAACGAGGACAACCAAGCUGAUGAGGAAGCUCUAUACGCAUUUCGCACGCAGAGACUACAAUUCCUUCCCUUGAUCCAUAUUCCCGCCACAACCACCGCCCAAAAUCUAAAACAGCAGUCGCCGUUCUUGUGGCAUUGUAUCUCCGCGGUGGAAAGUAAGAAUACCUCUCGGCAAGCCGCUCUAUGUGUCACCAUUCGCGAGCUGGCGGGGAAGCAGCUACUGGUGGAUUGCAACAAAUCCCUGGAUUUACUGCAGGGAGUGCUAGUCUAUCUCGCCUGGGUCACCUUUCACAGCCAACCGCAGAAAUCGUCACUCUGUAUCUAUGCCCAGAUGGCGAUGGGACUGGUCUUCGAGCUAGGCUUCAACAAGCCCGCGCCUCCAGACCUGAGUAUGACCAUCUCAAACAGCAAUGCGGUCGGCCAUAUGCCAGGACUGAAAGCGUCCAUCUCUACGCGGCGAACUAUGAACGAACGCCGCGCAGUAUUGAGCUGCUACGUGCUGACUUCGAUAAUCGCACAAUUUCUCGGUCGAAUGGACCCGCUGCGAUGGACCCCGCACAUGAGAGAGUGUCUCGAUAUUCUGACAAAGAGCGGCGAGUCACCGGGUGACGGGGUGCUGGUCCAGAUCACGCGCACGCGUUUGCUGGCGGACCAAAUCCUCCAAGGCCCGUGGAGUGAGGGCGUGUAUGGCCCGCAUCCGACGCAGGCCCUCGCCGCGUUUCAUCUCAAGGCGUUUGAGUCGCGGUUUGAAACGAUCAAAGCUGAGAUCCCUCUUCCACUCGCCGAUAAUAAACCCAUCCUCUUCCACCUCUAUGACACACAAACAAGCCUCUACGAGGUCGCCCUCGUCAACCCUCCCGCCGACGAAGAAAUGAGCAGCCAACGGCUUGGCCAUCUGUACGCUUGCUUACACGUUGUGAGGCAAUUCUUCGAUCUCUUCUUUACGAUAUCUCCCGCGGAAUAUACUUCCCUCGCACUACCCUAUCUGACUCAGAUAUCGCAUUGCCUGGUUACCCUCUUCCGGCUGUCGACUCUGGAUUACCCGGGCUGGGACAAGGCCACGGUGAGAGGCACGGUGGACCUCCUGGACGUUGCGAAUCAAAUUGCCACGCGCAUGGGCCAGGUUGCGGCUGCGGUGGGGAUGCAUGGCGAGGAAGCGGAAUGCGAUCCGUUUAGUAAGCUAGGGCUGAUGAUGCAGAAGCUAGGAGGGGAAUGGGCGGUACGGCUGCCGGAGUACACGGGGGUGGAGCCAGAUCAUGGUGCUGGGGAGGUGUUGCCAUUGAGCAGCGUGGAGUUGGGCGAUCUGGAAAGUUUUUUGAGGUGGUCAGAAAUGGCGUGGCUCACGGAUGGGACCGGUGUAGGAGGUUCGCGUCCGAAUCUUAGUAAUGCCUGCUCUUAA